ACACUAUUUUUGAAAUAAUCAGCAACAUGUUCGUAAAACUGGCCGUAUUAGCUUGCUCUUUGGCAGUAGCCACAGCUGUCUGGAAUGGUCCCUUAGCCGGUGGCCAGCCAGCACAUCUCUACCCCGCAGGAGUCAGUCCACAAGCGUGCCCAAACUUCCCCAACUGUGCUAACCCCGCCGUAGCUGCCAACCCACAAGCCCCAACUGCUCAACAAUGGGGAGCUCCUCAACCACAAUGGAAUGCCCAACCUCAACCACAAUGGAAUGCCCAACCUCAACCACAGUGGAACCAAUGGAACCAAGGACAAUACAACCCAGCUCCAGUUCCACAACAAUGGGGAAACGAUGCUACAUCUAGACUUAACAAAGGAGAAUACAUUGGUGAUGGAGAUUACCACGGUGAAGGUCUUGUUGAAGCUCGUGCUCCAGGUUACGGUUAGUAUUGAGGUUUAAUAUUUAAAGGAAUAAUGCAUGUUUAUUUUCUACUAGAGAUAUUUAUAUUUUACCUUUGUUUGAAUUACCUGACAAAUAAACUGUUCUCCAUAUCUUCUUGGAAUUAAACCACGAAAUAUAAACUAAACACUAUUCAAUUAACAUUUUAACUUCUCAAUUUAUUGUUCAAAGUAUUAGUUUCUUGGACAUUUAAUAGAAACUAUUAAACUUACGACCAGAUAACUCAAAUAGUAGAGUGUUCGACUACCGCUCGGAAGGACCAAGUUUGAUAUCUGGCACCGAUGAACACAUUGAGUUAUUUUUUUAAUAUCUAAAGGCCUCAAGACGACUCAUCACGACUAAAAUGAAAAACUGGGUAAACCAGUAAACAUAAUAAGCAGGUAAAACCUAGCACCGGCUAUGUUUUUCUUGCUGUACAUUGUACGUCCAAGAAAUGGCAGAUUAUCCUACUCUACUCAUCUGCUGCUCUAGCGGUUUUAAAAGAUACUAUUGUCAUAAACAAUUAAAAAACAAACUCGCUUUUUUUAAAUAUUUUUAAAUAAAUUCCUAUAGGCAAGUAUAAACAUAAAAGUAAAAGGUUUGUUUUAUAAUUAGUAGUUUAUUUCCAAGAAAAAUUCUGUAAAAUUCUAAACUAAUAUCUUGUCAUCUAUUUGAAAUUUACUCAAAUGUAAAACUCCAUCUAUCUUAGCUCUUCGUCGUAUUCCUUUGACAGGUGCCAACAAAUUUAUAGGGCAAAGAAGAGCAAAUCACUCAUCCUUUUUUUUCCUGAUCUUUUCCCUUUUCAGGAGUCGUUGUUCCUUACUUUUCGUCAUCACCCAUUUCUGUCCAUCAACUAACCUUAAGUCAUUGAUCUUCAUUAGCCCUUCUCGAUUCACGAUUCACAGUAUCCAGUCUUCAGUCUUUAUAUUUCAUUCCACUUUAAGAUCAAUCGCACUAUUUGCUUCAUUUUUUAUUCCCAUCCCCAAACCUCCAUGAACUCUUUCUAGUCCCGUUCUUUCUUUACCGAUAUAUCCAUUUAAUAAAAUCACCUCCAAUAAAACACUUUUUGUCUACAGGAGUCUCGAGCAGCUCGCAAUCAAGGGCCCUCCAAAGUUCUUAAUUUCUUUGUUACUCACAUCCUACCUAUAAGAAGUAGGCUCAUUGACGAUGGUAUUGACUGUAUUCAGUUGGACACUCAAUAUUUUAUCACUUCUUCUGGUUGCCUUUUUAUUUAUAUAAUACCUACCCUAUUUCUGCCGUGGCUAUUUGAACUACUAUUUAUUAAUUUGCUUCCAUCUCCAAGACAUCUCGACUUAUUACCUUUCCAACAAGUUUUCUGCAUACAAAGUACACUAAUCCUUCUCUUUUGCAUAAAAUCGGCGAGCUCUCUUCCUUUACCUGUCAUGCUUCCAGCGUUGAGUGUUCUAACUCUCAGAACUUGUUUCUUCUGAUAUCAUUCGUCAUUAAAUGUUCUUCUUCCUUAUGAGGAGUCUUUAUCAUUGGAGGUUAGCAAUUAUGGUGGCAAAGAUUUCUUCAUCUUCAGGAAGUAUUUGUUGCUAUCAAAUUAAAUUGUUGGAAGAACUCUAACAGUUUUUCUCCCUCUUUCAUUUUUGGAACUUGUCUCUUUCUAUUUUAGUAUUGAAGUAUCCUUUGGUAAUUUUAUAAGUUUUUGUAGAUCUUUAUACCAUUACUAAAGUAUUUCAUCUGGUUUAUCUGUAGUUGGUGCAUAAACCUGAAUAAUAUUAACAUUAAAUGGAGAACUCUUUAUUUGGAGCAGCAUUGCUUUGUCGGAGAGUGGUAAAAAAUUUGAAACUACGUGACUCAAUUCAUCGUUUAUUAUCAUCAUUCAUCAUUAUUAUUAUCGUUUAAUUUUUGUUUUUUAUUAGUUAGGCCAUCGUACCUUACUCAAACUCAGAAUAUAUAUUUAGUCUGUUCAUUUCUUGGCACACAUUUGCUAGCUUUCCAGCUUCAUACCGGCUUUUAAUGUUUCAAGUUGCUGUCUUGACAUUAUUGUUUGCUUUAAUUUUGUUCUUGAUUUUUAUUAUAAUCCUCUCGAAGAUUCUUAGUACCCCCUGAAGAUUUAAGUUCUGUCGGGGGCUGGGGACUAUCUGCUUUGUUCCAUUUAUAUUCCAUUAUAACUUUCCAGUUCUACCAUAACUUUCUUGGAAAAAAAUAAUGAGGCUAUUUCCCAUUGCUUUGCUCAUGUUUUCCGUCGAAAAGUUCUACCUAACUGUAGUGUUCUAAUUUUAAGAUGCUGGAACCUCUCCUUAAUAAUAAUUAUAAAAGAAACAAAUGUCAAAAUGACAAAUUUAAACAGAAAAAUUUUUUUAAUUGGUUCUCUAACCAUGGUAACUAACUAGGCGGUAUCCUGGAGAAAUUUUUGUAUAUUGAUUAUUACAUUAUGAAAUGUUAUUCUAAAAAUUAAUUAAUUUGUAAGCAUUAAUCUGCAUCGAAAUAAAUGAUCUUUUAGAUAAAUCGUUUACUAUUGUUUAUCGUUUUCAGAAAACCAAAACUUGAUUGCACAAUGGGACAACCCCAACCAAGGAGCCCCCAACCAAUGGAACAACGGCGGUAUUCCACCAAACGCUCAACAAGCUCAUGGUGUAGGUCAAAUCCCAGCUGGAGUUGACGCUCACUCCUGCCCCAACUACCCAUUCUGUUCUUAAGCGAGCUAGACAAUCAGGCUGACAACAUGUUGCCAAUAUUUAUAUAGUUUAAUUUUGUUCUCGACUUAAAAAAUAGCUGUGCCGAUAUUUGCUGUGUUUAUAAGUGAUAGUUCGAAAAACAUAUUUUUCUGGUCAUAAUGUUGCAACUGAGUAGAUGUAUAAUGUAAAAUAUAUAGCAUAGUUGUAAAUAUAAGUAAAAUGGUAAUAUUUGCCAAUAAUCAAUAAAUCACAUGCAUUUACACAAGAAUCAUUAAUUUUACUAUUAGUUUCUAAUGAGUUGCAUCGUUAUGGAUUCGUCGUCCAGAAAUGUUAUUGUUUUUAAUUUAAAUUGUUUAAAAAUAAGUUAUUUUUAUAAUUUACUGCGUUGAAUAUUCUCAUGAAACGUAGAGAUACCACAAUAAUUUUGUACUUCUUCAGAAAAUAUAGUACUUUUGAUAACUGUCAAAAAUAUUAAAAGGUAUAAAUUUUUGAAUAAAAUUUAUUCCCC
Diabrotica balteata is the source of this 3585-nucleotide messenger RNA. The record is from the annotation of a GenBank genome assembly. NCBI's taxonomy places the organism in Eukaryota, Metazoa, Arthropoda, Insecta, Coleoptera, Chrysomelidae.